GUUAAAACUUCCUCAGAAAUGCCGUCAUCAAAAUGGGAGGCUCACAAUGUGGGCUUAGCCUGCAGCCAUGCCAUGAAAGGAUAUGCCUAUGGAGUGGCCAUCGCUUGUGGAAAGGACACGGAUGUCGGCAGGAUGGCGGAGCUGAGCUUUCAAAAACGUCCCACUACACGAGUGGCAAAGCAUCUACGACAGUUCAGCUACUAUAUGAUCCUGGUGGUAGUUGUGUGUAUAACCACGAUCUUCUACACCAUUUCGUUUAAUGCCGUCCAGAUGGGACUACAGGUGAGUCUGUCCCUGCUGCUGGCCUUAAUGCCACUUUUUUUGCCUCCGCUGCUGUGGUGGGGCCUGUGGUACACCAAGAAUCGAAUGUUGAAGAGGCAGUGCUUAGUGCAGAACCUGCAUACUGCCAGCACAGUGGGCCUCACCACGGUAAUCGUUAGCGAUAAUAUUGGGACAUUGACCCGCCGCCAGAUGCGCGUUACGGAGAUCUUCGUGAACAUGGUACUGGUGAGCAGCGACGAACCAAAUAUCGACGACAUGGGUGAUCCGUUCGAUGAACUGAUCAAGGCUUUGAUCCUUUGCAACGAUGCCUAUGUCACCCCGGGUCAGAUUGGAGUGCCCAAGCUCAAGAGACUGCUGUAUGGGAAUAUGUUCGACAUGACCCUGCUCAGAUACGGCAUGCAAUUCAUAUCGGAUAUCGAUAAGCUUCGUCGGGACUACGAAAAGGUGGCCAGCAAGCUAUACCCAGACUCGGAACGCCUGCACGUGACGGUGCACAAGGUGGUCGAUGAGGAUGGCCAGCCCAAGCUCAUUCUGCUGAUGAAGGGUCACUGCGACGUGGUACUUCGCCGCUGCUCCAGCAUCAUCGUUGACGACCAGGAGCUGCAGCUGGACACUGUGAUGUACGACAUCAUCUCCAAUUUGUCGGAUAGUCUCGUGGAGUCGGGACGUCAUGUCCGGGCAUUUGCCUAUAGGGACAUAGACCGGGAGGUGGAAGUCCGUCGCUUUUCACUAAUACACGGAGGUGCUAGGGAUACGGAUUCCAGGUACCGCGACUAUAUGGCUGUAGACACGUUCAACUUGAGAUUUUUGGGUAUGGUAGCCGCCCAUUAUCCACCAAGGAGUACCAUUAGAAACGCCGUCAGCAGGUGCCGCACGGCUGGCAUCAAAAUCGUCAUCGUCACCAGCCAGAGACCGGAAAAUGCCAAAGCCCUGGCCAUAGAUGUGGGAAUCCUUGGCGAGACGAUGUCCGUUUUCCACAGCGAUCCGCGAAUGACCAUAAUAGAUACCAGUACAGAUAUAGUGGACAUGAUGGAAUUUGUGGGACUCAAGCCCAACCACCAGAAGUGGCAGAUGGAGCAGCUGCUCCUCAGCCAGCGGGACUUGGUGUGUGCCAACUGCACCGUGGAUCAGCAUUACAUGAUUGUGGAUGCCUGCAACCGAAUGGGCGCUGUGGUCUCCGUAAUCGGUUACAGUCUCCAUCACACUCCGGUGCUGCAAAGGGCAAAUGUGGGCGUGGCCAAGUUUGGAGGAGCCAUCACCUGCGAUGCUGGGGCCGAUGCCAUCCUGAGGGACGGCUCCUUCGCCAGCUUGGUCGGUGUCAUCUCCCUGAGUCGCCUGCUGUUCGAGAACAUGAAGAAGGCAAUGGCCUACAGUCUUUCUACCAAUAUGACCUUCCUUUUGGUCCACUUUAGCUUUUUUCUGAUCAAGCUGCCCUUUUGGAUUCGCGUCAUGUCCGUCUUUAUUAUACAAUUUAUUGUGAAUUUGAUCCCGGCCGCUUCCCUCAUUCUGGAGUAUGCUGAAGAGCAUCUGAUGAUGCAAAAGCCCAAGGUCUACGAUGACUAUUUAGUCAAUAGACGACUACUAUUUGUAACACAUAUUUUGGUGGGACCUAUUGAAGCCGCAGCUGUUUUUAUCCUGUACUUUAAAUACAUGGCCCAUCGGGGAUUCAUACCCAAGUCGUUAUACGGCCUAAACUACAGGUGGUAUGACCCGAGUGUGGAUGAUAUCAUCGAUACUUAUGGCCAGGAAUGGAAUUAUGCCAGUCGCAUGAAGCUUGACAAUCAAGUGGGUAUCGUAGUCCUGACGUGCCUCAUCAUGAUGCAAUCCUUCAAUCUAUUGCUGUCCAAGACAGCUCGUGCCAAUGUACUGACACAUGGCUUCGACAACAUGGCGUUAAAUGUGGCCUUCUUGUUCCUCAUAGGACUCAUCAUCUUUUUUAAUACCGUGGAACUACCUGAUUUCUUUUGUUUGGCACAGAUCGAUAGUUGGCUCAUGUUCUUCUUUUGGACCAUCUGGCCGUUUGCUACUUUAUUGAUUGUGAUUGAGGCUUCUCGCCGAUACUUUUUAAGGAUGUUUCCGGAGAGUUGGCUGGCAACUUUGACGAACUACUGAGUAAAGGACUUUUGCUAAAAUGUGUGACUUUAGCCGUAAACUUUUUAUAAUCCAUACCUCUGACAUUGUGUGGCUCGUAAAGCCCUGGUUAGGAAUAAAAAAUCUCAGCACUCCUGAAAAUAAUAGUGAUAUUCAGUCUGCGGAGAGUGCAUAUUCCUAUGAUUUUUUUAUGCCGCCAUAAA
Messenger RNA from Drosophila bipectinata, 2576 nucleotides. RefSeq names its product sodium/potassium-transporting ATPase subunit alpha. The record is from RefSeq and is a predicted model, not a curated record. Gene Ontology annotation, cellular component: plasma membrane. Gene Ontology annotation, molecular function: nucleotide binding; P-type sodium:potassium-exchanging transporter activity. Lineage: Eukaryota; Metazoa; Arthropoda; Insecta; Diptera; Drosophilidae. Gene Ontology annotation, biological process: intracellular sodium ion homeostasis; potassium ion import across plasma membrane; sodium ion export across plasma membrane.